Messenger RNA from Diaporthe amygdali, 678 nucleotides. RefSeq names its product Ankyrin repeat-containing domain protein. Lineage: Eukaryota; Fungi; Ascomycota; Sordariomycetes; Diaporthales; Diaporthaceae. The transcript has a single exon. Gene Ontology annotation, molecular function: protein binding. The record is from RefSeq and is a predicted model, not a curated record. Bases 1 to 678 code for a protein of 225 amino acids. Gene Ontology annotation, cellular component: cytoplasm; nucleus.
AUGGUCGAAGAGUCCAAUCGUUCUUGCGCACGAUGCGGCCAGAACGAAGAAAAUCAGCUGCAACUCGAAGCUGCUACUCUGCACCAAGCAGCUCUAUACGGGGAUCCUGAGCAACUGCAGAGCUUCAUUCGCAGCGGAGCUAAUAUAAAUGCAUUGGAAGGAUCCCGAGACUUGACAGCGCUUCAUUUCGCGGUCGAGUCUGGCAAUAAGGCCACUGUCAAAGUCCUGCUCGAUGCAGGGGCCGACGUAUCGGCGCAGACCAGUGAUGGCGUAGCACCUUUGCACACGGCGACUGCCAAUGGGCAAUUCGCAAUCGCUAAAUUUCUUGUCGAGGCUGGGGCCGAUGUCAAUGCCCGCAACAAGAACGGAGGCACGCCUCUACAUGCCGCGGCUGUGUUCUGGCAGCCAAAGAUUGCGAGGCUCCUUAUCGACGCCGGGGCAAAUGUCCUGGCCAAGGAUUCUGAAGGGCGAUCACCGCUCCACGAGGCUGCUGGGCACGAGUCCUUGGCUGUAGCCCAAUUACUACUCGCCAAUGGUGCCGACAUAAACGCCGCCGAUAAUAACGGAGACACAGCACUACUUGUCGCAUUGGCAGAUGGAUCCAGCUCAAUCAAGUUGCUUCUUAAUAAUAGCGCGGACGUGUUUAUUAAAGAUAUAGUUACAGGGUGCAGGGAAUGA